GGACCCGGCCAGAGUCAGGGCCAGGCCCGAAUCCUCAGUCCUCACCGAAUUCACGCAGAAAACUUCGAGGUGCGACACGUGUGCCCAGAGAUCAGACAGCUCAGUCGUGGAAAUGGACACCGGCCCCUCAAGCGGGCUACCGUGGCCAUCCAGGCCCAAAUCCGGCCGGAGCCACUGCUCACAUACGUUGCUCACCCGGGCUUGAAAACGGACCCCAGUUGCCUUCUGCACUCGCUCAGGUGGAGCCCCAGGUUGGACGCAGACAGCAUCAUGGAGGCCCGAAAACGGGACAUGGAACUUCUUAGCAACAGUUUAGCAGCCUACGCCCACAUCAGAGAUCACCUAGAGAGCUUCGGUCUCUACUUCGUCCUGGGCAUCUGCUUUGGCCUAUUGCUGACCCUCUGCCUGCUGGUCAUCCGUAUCUCCUGCCGCCCCUACACCCGUCCCCAGCCCCCAGCGGGCCGGGACCCCCGCACCUACCCCCGGGCCCAGCAGCGGCAGGAGGAGGACGACGACGAAGAGGAGGAGGAGGAGGAGGAGGAGGAGGACACGCUGACCCGUCUGGGACCAGAUGAGACUCUGCCCAUCACAGAGCUGACCCCGGAGUCUGGCCCAGAUGGGGGGCUCAGUGUGAACGUUUUCGCGUCAGCGGAGGAGCUGGAACGGGCCCAGCGGCUGGAGGAGCGAGAACGGAUCCUCCGGGAGAUCUGGCGGACUGGGCAGCCGGACCUCCUGGGCACGGGCACGGGCACCAUCGGCCGCGUCCACUAUUACUGAUCGCCCGUCCAGCCAGGCCUCGCUGACCGCAAGCUCCCCCGGGAGCCGGUGUGCAAGGGAGUGCUCAGCUGGGGCACGGGGGCCUGGCAAGUGGCAGUCCAUGGGGUCCCCCUUUCUCCCUGACCCUAUAUUGACUCAUAAAGGGGGGAGCUGCUGCCUGA
Molecule: messenger RNA, 938 nt
Organism: Ornithorhynchus anatinus (platypus)
Lineage: Eukaryota; Metazoa; Chordata; Mammalia; Monotremata; Ornithorhynchidae
Gene: EVA1B
Product: eva-1 homolog B
Exons: 3
Coding region: 271-777 (168 amino acids)
Source: RefSeq, a predicted model, not a curated record